GCUUGAUAUUGAACAUGAGUAAAAUCCAUUUUGACCGGGAAGUCUUGUAGAAGGUUGACCCUGUUUAACAUAGCACUGGGUUCUUUUAUACUGGAACAAAUGAGGAAGUGGCUCUGAUUCCUUCCAGUGUAGUUGUAUUGACUGACUGAGUGCUUCUAUAUGCCAUGUUUUACGCAGAGAACAACAGUGAAUCAGAUGACUUUGUCAAAUUCAUUAAUGAGAAGUGUGGAACCAGCUGGGGUGGGGAAGGUGAUCUCAUUUCCGAAAAAAUGGAUACAUCGAGUCCUGCAGUCUUUGCUAAUGCGGAACUUAUUAAGAUGUACACAGGAAGGAGGGUUCGGGCAGUGGUGCAGGUAAUACGAAAUGAAGGUGGUGUGCUUGUGGGAAAAUCAACUGAUGGGCAGCAGUUAACCGUGAAGGGUUCUCCGGCCUUUCCUUUGUCACACUUUGUGGAGGUUAUCGGAAUUGCUGAUGGAAACCAGUCCAUUCGCGCUGAAAUUUCCACUGACCUGGGCGAGAAUUUUGAUGCGGUUGCAUACGACGGUCUCUGCCAACUUGCAAAUGGAAAACACAGGAAAUUAUUCCUCUAGUCAGUGAAGGCAACCUUUGAUUAUCAAUGUAUAGAGAACAUAUGAUGUUUGAAUGUUCUUUGUUAGAACAAUUACAACAACCUUACUUUCUACUUUGGUGGUGUGUUUUGGAUUGUAUGUAAAUCAUCGUUUCAUGGAUUCAAA
Molecule: messenger RNA, 734 nt
Organism: Dioscorea cayenensis subsp. rotundata (Guinea yam)
Lineage: Eukaryota; Viridiplantae; Streptophyta; Magnoliopsida; Dioscoreales; Dioscoreaceae
Product: replication protein A 14 kDa subunit-like
Exons: 5
Coding region: 165-590 (141 amino acids)
Biological process (GO): DNA repair; DNA recombination; DNA replication
Cellular component (GO): nucleus
Molecular function (GO): DNA binding
Source: RefSeq, a predicted model, not a curated record